CUUGAUGGCCUCAUCAACCUCAUCCAAUUUGGUGGAAACAAGGUUGUCAAGGCAAAAGAUGGUGCUGGCUCAGCAGAUCUUUCCAUUUUUUACAUAGGUGCUAAGUUCACCAGGAAAGUGAUUUGUGUCGUAAACAGCGAAAAGGGAAUUGUCACCCUGACAUUUAUCAACCUUGCUGCAGGUGGUGAUGCCCUCAAGAAGGAAAUUAGCAAGGAUCUAGAUUAG
Suillus subaureus is the source of this 225-nucleotide messenger RNA. RefSeq lists its product as uncharacterized. The transcript has a single exon. Lineage: Eukaryota; Fungi; Basidiomycota; Agaricomycetes; Boletales; Suillaceae. Gene Ontology annotation, molecular function: oxidoreductase activity, acting on the CH-OH group of donors, NAD or NADP as acceptor. The record is from RefSeq and is a predicted model, not a curated record. The annotation marks the transcript as partial.